GGGUUUAGUCCGAAACGAGUAUUCUCCGUGUUUCAUGGUAUUACUAAUAAUUGUGCGCCACAGUUAAUAUCAGUCCAUAUGCAGUGGCGUCAUUGUAAUCACAACUGGACGGAGUACCCUGCGCUACGGAGUACAGCAGACCCUUAUUCUUACCAUAUUGCAGCAAACAUGUUCCUGGCAAGUCCGGUUGUAUAUUGGCGCUGGCAGUCUGUACUUUGUACCAAGACUCUAGGGGUAAUCAGGAGGCUUGGGGUCUUGGGGGCUUGGAACUAGAUCGCAGGCGUUGCUUUCAUUACGAGGAUGUACCCUUGGUAAACUGAUAGGAUAGGAAUCAAUUGAUUCUGCUAUGUACAGUGCAGAUGCGGAGUAACACUCCGG
Messenger RNA from Aspergillus glaucus CBS 516.65, 378 nucleotides. RefSeq lists its product as uncharacterized. The transcript has a single exon. The coding region runs from base 79 to 273 and encodes 64 amino acids. The record is from RefSeq and is a predicted model, not a curated record. Lineage: Eukaryota; Fungi; Ascomycota; Eurotiomycetes; Eurotiales; Aspergillaceae.